Molecule: messenger RNA, 888 nt
Organism: Coniophora puteana RWD-64-598 SS2
Lineage: Eukaryota; Fungi; Basidiomycota; Agaricomycetes; Boletales; Coniophoraceae
Exons: 2
Coding region: 1-888 (295 amino acids)
Cellular component (GO): mitochondrial small ribosomal subunit
Molecular function (GO): structural constituent of ribosome
Source: RefSeq, a predicted model, not a curated record
AUGGUCCGCAGGAUCGCCUCGCAGGUGCACAAACAGGCUGCGCGCCUCAUGCGCGUCGGUUACCUCAAGCAGGAGCCCGUCUGGUUCCAGGCCGUCCUCGACCACCCUCCACUCUCCCUGCCACCCAAGGCCCCUCCAGCUCGCCCAGACCAUGAGCGUAAGCUUGAACGUCGCCGCAUCAACCCCUCGACUACUCUCCGCCCUCCGAAAAAUAGCCCUCUCCCCAUAUUCUACCUAGAAGACGAAGUCCGACGCCAAUUCUUCCGCGACCACCCCUUCGAAUCCUUCCGCGCCAUCUCUCUUGUCGAAGACGCUAAUGUUGAGAGCGAACAUCCAAUACAAGGGAAGGAAUGGACUAGGCUCAGGCAAAGAGGAAGGAACCCGUCUGCUGAAGAUGCCAUCCGUUUUGCUGUCAACCUUCACCAGAACCACGACAUGUCUCUCAGCAGCGCGUACGCUCGCGCUGUAGCCCAAUUCCGCUCAUUACGCGCAGAGCACGAAGCCGCUACGUCUGCAGCCAAGAUGGAAGCGGAGGCAUAUGGUACCAUCUUCCCUUCGGAGACGGACAGAUCAUUCGAGAAGGAGGAGAAGCAGCUCUACUCUGAGGCCGACCAAAAGGCACUUGACAGAGGUGCCCUCAUUGCCCAGAAGAGGUGGAAGGCAAUUCUGGAUGUUCAGUCCGGCAUGGGUGGAUGGAGUCGCGGCCAGGACUAUAUGAGCUUGUGGCAGCAAGGCGUCCGUCCCAGCUUCACACAGGUGCCGGAUGGAGCACUCGGGACCUCCGAGAUGCUCCAGGAGGAAGAGCGGCUCAAAAUCCAGGCAGAGCGAUCUUCACGACCUCCGGUAGACCAGGUCGACUUUAUGGGCGUAAGAAGGACGACACAAUGA